Cornus florida is the source of this 1348-nucleotide messenger RNA. RefSeq names its product GDSL esterase/lipase At3g26430-like. Gene Ontology annotation, molecular function: hydrolase activity, acting on ester bonds. The transcript has 5 exons. The record is from RefSeq and is a predicted model, not a curated record. The coding region runs from base 63 to 1226 and encodes 387 amino acids. NCBI's taxonomy places the organism in Eukaryota, Viridiplantae, Streptophyta, Magnoliopsida, Cornales, Cornaceae.
UCAAAAUCCAUCCUCAUCUUUUCUAUAUCUAAGUUUUGGCUGAGUCUUUUUUAUCUCUUUCAAUGGAGCACUUUUUCUUUAAAUUCAUUCUGAGUCUGGCACUGGUAAGUUCCACUUUAAACAACCCAGUAUCCGCCACCACUCCAUGUAAUUUUCCAGCUAUAUUCAACUUCGGUGACUCCAACUCCGACACCGGUGGCUUAUCUGCAGCAUUCGGUCAGGCCCCUCCACCUAAUGGAGAGUCAUUCUUCCGUGGCCCUGCUGGUCGCUACUCCGAUGGCCGUCUAGUUAUUGAUUUUAUAGCGGAGAGCUUGGGAUUACCAUAUCUAAGUGCUUAUCUUGAUUCGGUUGGAUCUAACUUCACUCAUGGAGCCAACUUUGCCACAGCAGCAUCCACCAUUAGACCACAGAACAUAACUCUCCAACAAGGUGGUUUUAGUCCAUUCUCGUUGAACGUCCAAUUCUAUCAGUACAAUGACUUCCAUCACAGAUCUCAAAUCUUUCGCAAACAAGGAGUUUUUGAUCGACUGUUACCGAAGGAUAAUGAUUUUUCACGCGCUUUGUACACGUUCGAUAUUGGCCAGAACGAUCUGACGGCUGGCUUUUUUCGUAACAUGACAACUGAUGAAGUUAAAGCAGACAUUCCUGAUAUACUAGAUAAAUUCAAAACUAUCAUCAAAUAUAUAUAUCAUCAAGGAGGCCGAUCAUUUUGGAUACACAACACAGGCCCUGUUGGUUGUCUAGCGUACGUCAUGGACCGUCUGCUAAUCACAGCCGCACAAGUUGACAGUGUUGGAUGUGCAAGUCCUUUUAACGAGGUGGCCCAAUUUUUUAAUGGUAGAUUGAAGGAGGCUGUGGUUCAACUUCGAAAAGAUCUCCCACUUGCUGCAAUCACAUACGUUGAUGUUUAUUCAGUGAAAUACUCUCUCAUCAGUGAAGCAAAAAAAAAUGGAUUUAAGGAUCCCUUUCGAGCUUGCUGUGGUCAUGGAGGAAAAUAUAACUACAACAAGAAUAUUGGAUGUGGAGGAAAGAUAACAGUGAAUGGCACACAAAUCUUAGUGGGAAAGUCAUGCCAAAAACCUUCGGUUGUGAUCAAUUGGGAUGGAGUACACUACACACAGGCUGCUAACAAAUGGGUUUUUGAUCGGAUCGUGGAAGGUUCAUUUUCAGACCCUCCAAUUCCAUUGAGAAUGGCGUGCCAUAGGCAACAUGAAGCACCUAACUAAUUAUCGGAAUUUCCAAUUAAUUUAUAUUGUUGUCAUUCUUAAUUUAUGUUUGUUUUUCAUGCUUAUUAUUGAGUUUGCGAGGACAGUUAUGCUUUUAAUUAAUGUCUGUUUUUUCAUGGUUA